Anoplopoma fimbria (sablefish) is the source of this 729-nucleotide messenger RNA. RefSeq names its product cytochrome c oxidase assembly factor 3 homolog, mitochondrial. The transcript is spliced from 2 exons. Gene Ontology annotation, biological process: mitochondrial respiratory chain complex IV assembly. The record is from RefSeq and is a predicted model, not a curated record. Gene Ontology annotation, cellular component: mitochondrial inner membrane. NCBI's taxonomy places the organism in Eukaryota, Metazoa, Chordata, Actinopteri, Perciformes, Anoplopomatidae. Bases 28 to 303 code for a protein of 91 amino acids.
UCAAGCAGCUGAUUACCCAAACAAGUCAUGGCGGAGAACGGAGCAGAGGGAUCCGCGAAGCCUGCACUGACGGCGGCGGGGAAGCAGCUCCUCCACCGCCGACAGGAGCUCGACUACUGGAAGAAGAACGCAGCGCGGCUCCGCGGCCGGAACCUGCUGACCGGCCUGGCUAUCGGGGCGUUUGUGGUCGGCAUGUUUAGCUACACCAUCCUGUCUGUCAAACAGGAGAGAAUCGUGGAGGAGCUGGAUGAUGAAGUCAAGAUCCACAUGAUCAGAGGGCCAAGGACCGGCGCUAACUCCUGAGGACACUGACCAUGAACUGUGCUGGACUUUCUGCUCCCUGGCCCUUAUGUCUGGCUUCCAUAGAGUGUAUGGUGACAUCACACCGGCUGUAAUGAGUCAUGUCUGCUGAGCUUCUCUUACUGAGAGGGAAACUUUGCAGACACUCAACCUGAUCUGUAGGAUGAAGGGUUCAUCUGCAAAUACCACCCACGCUUCAAAGCCGUUUUUAAAUCGUCAAAGUCUCUGUUUAAGACACUUGCAUACCACCUUAUAUGACUUCUCUUCACAAGUCAUAUAAGGACAGUACAAAUGUUUUCAUUGCUUCUUUGCUGUUUUGAGAUGUAUAAAAUCUUUUGUUGAAUUCUGAACUAUGUAAUGCCUGAAUAUAAACCCACUUUGAAUAAAGUGUAGCCUUGACACUGAGGAAAAAAAGCAUUUUGCAGAACC